ACUAUUGCUUCUUGAGCAGGUGAAAAUGUGCAGAGUAGGAUGUGGACUGUGCAAAGCUAGUGACUUCUAAAAGAGACAGGCACAGAUGAGAGUUCAAGGUGGGGCAUUUUAUCAGUGCAGGGGAGCAGCUUUCACUAGGUGCAGGUAUGCAAAACUGUUUGGGGUUUGCAAGAGUUGCAGUAACACAAGCAUGCAACAGCCCCAGUGGGAAGUGAGCGAGGAGGAACCUGCUGCUUGGGAGGGUAGUGUCAGAAAAGGAUCCAUUAUGGAUCCCUUUUUUGUUUAUGUAGGACAGGACAGGACAAAUAUCUUCCUCAUUUAUAUUAUUAAUGAAAACCUUUUACACUCAGGUGAAGAAUUUGCCAUCUCAGAUAUUGGAUGAGGUUAUUUGUUUACCUGUUCACAGUCCACACACCUGUAUUUUUAUGUUUAGGCUACUUUUAAAAUUAGGAUCCACACUGCAAAGUUUGUGAUGGUGAACCAUGAAUCUGUUUUAUUUGAUCAUUAUAUGUGCAAUGAAUGUGCUUUUUCUGUAAGGAGGAUACCUUUCUUACAUCUCUCUACUUGUAAUUUUUUGUGUUCCUUCCGGAAUGGCAAUGGCCUUUGGACAAAGCAAUGAAUAAUACUGCUGUCGCUGGGAGUCUCUGUUACAAGAACACAUUAUUUAACACAAAGCGCUAUCACAAGGGGCCUGAAAUAUGAAAGCCACCAGAGAAAAGAUCACCUUGAACAUUGGGGGAGUCCGAUAUGAGACUUACCUCAGCACUCUCCAAGCCUUCCCUGGAACCAAACUAUGCCGCCUCACAGAGCCCCAGGCUUGUACCAUGUUUGAAUACGAUCCCAACAUCAAGGAAUUCUUCUUUGACAGAAACGCCCAUCUCUUUGAUGAGGUGCUGAACUAUUACAGGACCAAACACCUCCACUGUCCUCAGGAUAUCUGCCAGUCUGUCUUUGAGGAGGAGCUGGUGUUUUGGGAGAUCAGCGAUGCGGUCCUAGCUCCCUGUUGCUGGCAGAAGCUGAGUGACAUGGAAAGCCAACAGGAAGACUACAUCCUCUGGGAUGACAAGAAAGACACAGACAACCAGGGCCUCUUGGUCCAGGGAGAAAGAAGAAAUAAUAGCUGUAGGGCCCGAUGGCAGCCUAAGAUCUGGGCCCUCUUUGAAAAGCCUUUGUCCAGUUUAAGUGCAAAGUUCCUGGCUGCUGUUUCCCUGCUCUUCAAUAUUGGGAUAUGCAUCCUUUUCAUAGGGAAGACGUACAGAGAAACAGAAUUCUUUCACACCAUAGAUGUUUAUCAUAGCAACAGUAACACCACCUAUCUCCGUGAGGCCAAAUUUUUGUUUCACAAAAGGUUCCCUUACUUCCUCUAUCUGGAACUUUUCUGUGUCCUCUGGUUCCUGUUUGAAUUUUCCUCACGACUCACGUUCUGCCCAGAAAAAAAGAAAUUCUUGAGGAACCCUCUGAAUGUAGUUGAUUUCCUUUCCCUAUUUCCAGUUUUCAUUGAGCUUUGCUCACCUGAACACACCUGGCUAGGUUUAUUCCGUGUGCUGUAUAUCCUUAAACUCCUGAAGAUGCUUAAGAUCAUUGAAACCCCUUUGAUGUUCAGAGUCCUGUCCUACACAUCCAGGUCCAUCCUGAGAGAGGUCUUCAUCUUCAUGACGAUUUUUGUCUUUGAAGUUCUUUUCUUUGGUGUCCUCAUUUUUUAUUCAGAGCUGAUUGAAAACAGUGCAGAAACAUACUUUGAUAGCAUUGGUGCUUCCAUUUGGUGGGCAGUCAUCACUUUAACCACUGUCGGCUACGGAGACAUGUACCCUGUUGGUGGAUUCUCCAAAGUGAUAGGAGCCUGUACAGCCCUAUGUGGAGUGCUAACCAUUAUUGUCCCAAUCCCAAUCUUUUUCAGCAAGUUCAAGGGCUACUAUGAUGCUGCCAUAAUCAAGGAGAAGAUGAAGAGGAAACAAGCACCAACACAACCAUCCUGAGAACUCUAGAGUGCCAUGUUUCCAAGUUGUUUGUGGGAAGAAGGAACAGGCUUCCAAAUAGCUCACACAACAUUGCAGACGCUUCCGCUUACUCCAUGCAAAGUAUAGCUUCCCAUUUGAGCAGCUCAUUCCUCUGCGCCAGCACUCCAGCGGCUGACCCGCAUUUUCAAAGAAUGUCUCCAGCCUACAAGGUCUUCAUUCUCAUGAUGUUUAUUGACUUCAAGCCCUUUUGAAAUCUUUUGAAAGUUUCUUGCCACCUUCAAACUCAGGCUGUCUCACAACCUCAUUUUCUCCCCCCCCCCGCUGCCGCAAAUGUCCACAGUUGAGGCCAGAGGUGGGAAGCCCAGGUGCUGCUGGCCUCUCGCCCAUCCUUUGGGAUUCUGUCCAGGCCAUCACACCCCCUGCCAAAGCCCUGCUCCAUGCCCUCCUUCCCCUGGCCAGAAUGUGCCCCUGAACUGUGACAAUGGCUCUUGCUUGCCUAGACUGAGCGCUGAAGAUGCACGAGUUCCUCUCUGUCGGUGUUCUAGGCCUGAGCAUUCUGAUCAAGUGCACGGUUAUUAAUGCUGUCACUUCAGCCCGGGGGGGGGCGAGACUUAAGAGUUGCCAGCCAUAUUUUAUAGUUAUGUAUUUGAGUAAGCAUACACUGCUUUCUUUCUCCAAAGAAAGAAAACCUACAGUGGCUAACAAUACAAGCAAAACACAACUAUUUUAAUAAUAUCGGGGGGGAAUUGAGGGGGGGACAUUCAACAGGAUAUAAUGGUAGCUGCUGCUGCUGCUGCUGCUGCUGCUGCAACGAUUAAACAAUGCAAUCCUAGACAUGACUACUCAGAUGCAAAUCCCACUGGUUCAGUGAAGCUUCUUCCCAGUGGAUAUAGGAUUGAAGCCUAAGACACAUGAAAUGUAAAUCCAGAAACUACACCCACAAAUUCCUAUGGCAGGCAAAUAGUAAGUUGGCAGUAUAUUACUUGCCUGAAACCCAAAUACAUCCAUACUUUCAGCCCCCACAACUCAAAUGCAAAAUACAGAGGAAGGAGAGCUUAAACCCAUCAUUUCAAGGUGGCCUCCUAAACUAUUACAGUGCCUUGCAAAAGUAUUCAGACCCCUGACCAAUGCUCUCAUAUUGCUGAAUUACAAAUGGUACACUGUAAUUUCAUUCUGUAGGAUAUUUUAGUUUGAAACACUGAAACUCAGAAUCAAUUAUUGUAAGAUGACAUUGAUUUUAUGUUGGGAAAUGUUUGUAAGAAACAUAAAAGACUGAAACAUGUUACUUGCAUAAGUAUUCAACCCCCACACAUUAAUAUUUGGUAGAGCCACCUUUUGUUACACCAACACUUUAAGUCUUUUGGGGUAGGUAUGUACCAGCUUUGCACACAAUGUCAGAGGGAUUUUGGCCCAUUCUUCUUGGCAGAUUUGCUCCAGGUCUUUCAGGUUGGUUGGAUGUCGCUUGUGGACCACAAUUUUCAAAGAGCACCACAGAUUCUCAAUGGGAUUGAGAUCAGGACUUUGGGCCACUGUAGGACAUUCACCUCUUUGUUCUUGAGCCACUCCAGUGUUUCUUUGGCCUUGUGCUUGAGAACAUUGUCCUGCUGAAAAGUGAAUUUCCUCCCAAGCUUCAGGUUUUUAGUGUACUGAAGCAGGUUCUCUUGCAGUAUUUCCCUGUAUUUUCCUCCAUCAAUUUUUCCUUCAAUUUUAACAAGAUGCCCAGUCCCUCCUGAUGACAAGCAUCCCCACAGCAUGAUGCUGCGACCACCAUACUUCACCAUAGGGAUGGUGUGUCUUGAGGCAUGGGCAGUGUUAGGUUUGUGUCACUCAUAGCACUUUGAGUUUGGGCCAAAAAGCUCUAUCUUGGUCUCAUCUGACCACAAAACCUUUUCCCACAUCGCAGCUGGGGUACUCUCAUGCUUUCUGGCAAACUACAGACAUGCUUUGAGGUGGUACUUCUUGAGUAAUGGCUUCUUUCUUGCCACCCUCCCAUAUAGCCCAGUGUUAUGCAGAGCUCUUGAUAUGGCUGACUGGUACACCAUUACUCCACUCCCAGCCACUGAACUCAAAGUGAUUGUUGGCCUCCCUGUGGCUUCUCUCACAAGUCUCCUCCUUGUUCGAGCACUGAGUUUUGAUGGACAGCCUUUUCUUGGCAGUGCCUGGGUGGUGUGAUGCAGCUUCCACUUCCUGAUUAUUGAUCCAGCUGUACUCACUGGGAUAUCCAAACAUUUGAAUAUUAUUUUGUACCCUUUUCCUAAUCUAUGCUUUUGUAUUGCAUUAUCUCUCACUUCUGUAGAAUGCUCUUUGGUCUUCAUUUUCCUUCAGACCCACAGCCUGACCAAUGAUCUUUCAACGGUGGGGCUUUAUCCAGGGUUGUGGAGUCGGUACGCCAAACCUUCGACUCUGACUCCUCUAUUUUUCUACUGUCCGACUCCAACUCCAACUCCACCCAAAAUUGCUUCCAACUCCACAGCCCUGGAAAGGGCUGUAAAUGUCUUUUUAAAUUGGAAGCUCUCAUAGGAGCAUUUUUAUCGCUGCCUGAAUAUGCGCUGAUCUUGGCAUCACAGCAUUUGUCUUCAUCUGGGUCCUGUGUCAUACACUGACACACAAAAUGUUUUCCAUCUUGAGUUAUGGUGAAAUGCUCAACUACAGCUGACUUCAUGGGAAGCUUCUUUGACAUUUGGAAUUUAUAUUUUAAAAAAUGUGUCAAUCAAAAUUUAUUUUGAAGCCAGAGUUGGAGUCGGUACAAUUCUACCGACUCCAACUCCACCCAAAAUUGCUUCCGACUCUGACUCCACGAAUCUGACUGUUGCCAUUUUUUUUUGUUUCUUACAAACAUUUCCCAACAUAAAACCAGUGUCACCUUACAAUAAUUGAUGUUGAGUUUCAGUGUUUCAAAAUAAAAUAUCCAACAGAACAAAAUUACAAUGUACCAUUUGUAAUUCAUUAAAAUGAGAGCAUUGGUCAGGGGUCGAAGUACUUUUGCCAGGCACUGUAGUUCAUUCUCUGAGACUGAAACCUCUGCCAUCUAACUGGAGAGGAGCAAAUAGAAGACCCACAUCUGAAAAGGAGUGAUUCCCACUCCAGGUUGGGUAUCAAAUGAUGUCUAAUGGGUGGCCCUCUCCUCAUUCAACCCACCAAGGCACAACAUGAAAAGAGCUAGUGUUAGAUUCUCAGUGUUUAACCUCUUGUGUUAACAGAAAACAGUAGAAAUAUUAUUUUUAAAUUUUUAUUUUAAUUGAAAGAUGAUUCUACAUGUACACAUGCUUAAAAAGACUACCGCAGGCUCCAGGAAGCCUCAGAUUUAUUUAUUUUAGGGAACAAAUUAUAUUCCAAAAAUAACAUUUGUAGCAUGAACAAAUCUAAAGAGUAUAUCCAUAAAUAUAUAAAAAUGCAUGAUAACAUCUGAUCCCAGGUGCAGGUGAAGAGGAGGAUUUCUAUGGUAUAUUUUUGUGUUUUUCUGGCAUUUAGGCCAUUUCUCAACUCUGGAUUGCUGUCACCUUACUUGAAUAAACCGUUUAUGAGUCCCAUGUCUGUGUAUACCUGGCUGGGACUUGUGUCUCACCGUCUUUCCGAUUUAACAAAAGAAAUGAAGUUGCUCCAGGUUGUUGAGAAAGAGGGUAGAAAUUGACUCCCAUUCCAGUGCAUGUACACCUCUCUCUUCUGAAAACGGGCAGAAGACACUAGUCAAACUCUGCCCCCUUUUUACUGGUGGGAUCAGCUUGAGUGGGGUUUUUUAAAUUCAAUUUUAAUUAAUUUUUAAUUUUGCAACUGGUCAGCAGAUCAACCCAUUCCCCCUCCUGGUGUGGCCAAUGGAAACACUUUGAUCUGGAGAGUAGUGUGUUUAUAGCCUGAGUCUGUUGCGUUUGGGCUUCUUAGUGUCUUAAAGUGGCACCUUGGUUUCUCUGUUUUUGGUGUACCUGCUCUGGAUGUUCAGUCCCAAAGCAUUUUUCCAGUGCUGUGUGAUAAUCAAAGAUGUUGCCACAAACAUAAACCUAAUCCCUUUGAAGGUGCUUCCACAUCUUCACCAAAGAAAUCUGGAUAACAAGCACAGGCCGGGGUUUUUAACCAUGGUGUGGCAGAUAACGAUGCUCAUCUCAGCAAUAACAUCCUCCCAAAACAUAUCUGCCAGACGACAUUGCCACCACAGAUGGAAGUAGCCACAUUCUCUCCAGCAGUCUGCUGAUCCCCCUCCCCAGAUGCAAUCCACGUGCAUUGGGAAGAGUACCAACAUAAGCCUCCGGCUUGCUGUCAGAUGUUUGCUGGGUUCUUGUCUUGAAUUUGGUGCUUUACACUGAAUAGUGUCCCUCCAGGGAGCCACAAUUGGACCCAAAGGCCUGGUUUGUAGGUAAUGAUAUGCCAUGCACUAAAGCUUCCUGUUAAUGGGCAGCUUGCACCAGCUCCUCUCCUCCUGGGGCUCCAGCAGAGAAAACAAGCCAGAGCAUGACUUUAGCAAUAUGUGCAUUCCAAAGAAACCAUGAGGUGCAUCAGGUGCAUUACAACCAUGAGUCUCAAGGGAGUGGGGGUUUGUGGGAUACCAGCCAGGGAAGCACAAAGGAUUGUGGGUAUUUUACUGGCAAAUCAUAGGAGGUGACACCAUCAAGGUUCUGGGCCAGCUACAUGUGAAAAAGCUCAGCAUUAAGCAAGUUUCUUUUUUAAAAAAGGUGCUUGACGUAAUGCUUAGUUUGAUCCUCAACACUUAAAAAAAUGUGGAUCACACCAAGACCUCUAGGUACUGAAACCUCCGUUUGGGAGAAGAUGACUACAUACUUAUAGGGAAAAGCAGAGGUUUGAAUAAUUAAACCAUAAAAGAUAUGUUGUAUUUUGCUUUCACGCUACACUAUAUUAAAAGUAAUAAUAUUUGUCCAUUGCAAACGUCUGCAAUAAAUUUUGCUUCACAUAUCUCAGGGCCAAUCUAGAUAACAUUAAUUGAAUAAACGCAAUUAACAUUCAGGGUUUUGUUGUUGCUGUUUAGUGAAGAAGUAAAUGAGGGUUUGGGAGGGGGAAUUCAACACUUUCUCUCCCUGCCAUGCCCCUUACAAAAGCCACCUCUCUGCAAACCAGCUAUUUUCAUUUCAAGGCAAACCUUCCGUGGCACCACCAGACCUGGCACUUUAUAGAGCCACACAAAUGACAGAAACAGCUCCCUGCCCCAGUCAGCCUACCAUCUAAGAAGAAAACUAGAGGUAACGGCUGGCAUGACCCUGGAGACCAGCAGUGACCAGGAUGCUGACUCAGAGCCACAGAGUCAUGGACUAAGGAGCCCUACCAGAUUUCUGGCUCUGAGCCUGGUGCUGGUGAUCAGGGGGCCACUGAACCAGAGGGUGGUAGGCAGGAGCCCAGUACACCGGGGCCAGGACCCUCAAGCCAGAGCACCUUUCUCUAGGAGGGGAACCUUUGGGGCCCAGUGGGCCAGGUCCUUAUGGGCUGUGAUUGACAGGUGAGUUGUCCUGUCCAGCUGUCAAAAUCCCUUGUGCAGCACUUCCCAAGCACCCAGUGAACAGCCAGUUGGUUGUCAGGUGCUUGGAAACCGCAGCGCAAGGUCUUUUCCAGCCAUAUGCUUAGUGCUUGGAAGCCAGGGCAGGCAAAGCACUUCCCAGUGUGCUUGAACUCACCAUCUGUUGGCUGAUGGCUGCUGAAUUCAAUCAGUAGCAGGAAGCGGUUUGCUAGAAACCCGUGCUAAAGCAGUGUGUGUGUGUGUGGGGGGGGAAUUGCACUUUAGCCACAGUUUCAGUGCAAACCACUUCAUGCUGUUGGAGCAAGGCACACUCUUUCCACUCAUCGGGACAGGCAGUGGAAGAGGGCCUGGCUCCAGCAAAAGAACUGGGAGCUCCCUGUGAGUACCUAUGUCACUACCUCCCCCACAUCUGACAUCCAAUAUGACAUUGGGUGGGGGGCAGAUAGGCAUUGUUUGGGGGAAACAGACUCCCAGACCAAACUGAGACCCUGGUGGGCAACGUUGGCUCGGGGGCUGGAGGCCCAAGGAUUGCACGACCUUCCCACAGAACCUUUCCAGUCCAACAGCAGAGGAAGUGCACCGCGUGAGGUGUGUGUGUGUCAUGAAUUCAGGUGGGCUGGAGGGAGAGGCUCAAAGGGUCUCAUUUCAUUUCCAGCCCUUGUGGAAGCGCAUUGCUCACUAGGCGCUCUAGAUGGCGCUGCAUUGCCCUGCGGGCUCCUCCAUGGGACCAGAAGAAGACAAUGGCAGGAGCAGCCACGUUCCCCCCCCCAUGCGGAGGUCGGGGUCUCAUUGUUAUUUACAUUAAAAGCAUGGACUGAGUAGAGCUGAACCCUCCCCCUCACCCACCCGCAUCACUUUUCUCCUCACUUAGCUUGGAUGAUGGAAGCAGGGGUCAAGGGUCUGAAGUGAUGGAACAUGGGAGAGAGCAGGCUGUCUGCAUGACUGCGGCAGAAGGAUGAACAAAUAAACAUGGCCGUCACUGCCCUGUGUAGGGUUGCCAGGUCAGAAGCAUCCCAAACCCUGAGAUUUCAGGGGUGAACCUAAAUGAUGUCAUAGGGGCAGGCCUAAGUGAUGUCACGGGGGCAGGCCCAAGUGAUGUCAUUAAGCAUGAUACAUUAAGCAUCAACCACAGAUGCUUGGAACAUACAAUUCAAACAAAAACAUGUCUCUGAUUGGAAAUUAAGAUAGAAAUCUUAGCUAAAAGAUGGAGCCUGAGUAGGGAACAUUUAAUCUAGCCUACUUGCUUCUGGCAAAAAGGGUUUAAGUGCCUUCAGGCCAGGCCAGUCACCAGAAGGCCGCUGUAGAAAGAAAGGAGCCUAAUGUUGUGGAGAUGUUAGAUGGGAGUGUUGGGGGGGAAAAUGACUUAAGGAAGAAAUAAAGUUGAUUUCGGUUUAUUUGCCCCUGACCUGAGCCAAAUCCCAAGAAGCUUUGCAGAAAGCUGAAUCCACACUUUCCCAUGUUCAUUGAGCUUUAACAGGAAUGUGUCAAAGGAUGAAUGCCAUUUUACCCCAGAAGAAUGUGGAUUGUAUUUGUUGUUGAUCUCUGUCUUUGUUUAGAUGUUCUCUUCUUAGUUGUUUUAAACAUCCUGGCACCAGCUCUUAUCUCAAGGCUGUAGCUGUAUGCAAACCUGAUUUACAAAGGGGGCAACAUGUCCCUGGUAUAUUUCUCACCUCCUCCUUUUGCUCCUUCCCCUCUUCUGACCUCUAUACUGCCAUGGAGUGUUCUUUAUGUUUUAUGACGUUUACUCCCCUGACCUGUAACCUCUCUGUGAAGGUAUAUAAUCUGGACUCUUUCAGUAAACGGGGUUCCCAUCUCUGGAAAGCAUCUUGCUGGAUGGAUUGGGUCCCCUUUGCAAAGGUACUUGUUGUCGUGUAAAUUCCUGGCCUCUGGCAGCGGGUUAUGAUUUCUCAGCUCCGCAGUCUUCCUGGGGUGAACGAGAGGUGAGUAAGGUUGUGGACAGCUUGUGGUUGGGUUUGGACCUAACAGGAGCAUUCGGGAGUAAAGAUGGAUACCCCUGAAGGCUGCAAUUCUAAACACACAUACUAAGGGACUAAGCCCCAUAGAACUCAAUAGGACUUACUUCUGAGAAGAUAUAGUUUGGAUUGUGCUGUUGGUAAAGCUUGACUAGGGAUCCUUUGCAAAGAGAUCCAUAUCCAAGCAGGGUUGGCAACCCCCUGCCUGGAAUGUCCUGCCCUUAUCUUUUAACAUGGAUGCUCCAAACUUCUUUACAGAUUUGACCCUUCAUUUCAGAAACAGGUUUGAGAAAUGAGUAAAAGUAAGAAGAUUCUCUGCCCUUUUCUGUCUACCCUGUGGGCUGCUAUAAACUCACUUUGACAGCCAACCCAAUUCCAGUGAGCAAUCAUUGACAGACAGAAAACACACUUGGUUUGGUCUACCUUCACAGGCAGUAGAUUGGGAACAACAAUUGUAGCCACACUUCCAAAUAUGUGAAUUCUCUUUUACCACUAUUGGGCAAGAAACAAACUGCCAUGCAACCAACAAGGUGCAUCAUCAUCAGGUUUAAGGGGAUUGAGCUGAGAACAUGGAAACACUGUUGUUGCUUCUAUGGAUGAAAGGGAGUGUAGUUAAAGAUAAAUGAAAUGCAAAUAGAAAAGAAAAACAAAACACAGUGAUGAUUUCCUAAAUGUAAUACCAUACCAACCACAAGAUUCCUAUGAGUGAGGCAGAAAACUCAGCAUCCAGAACUAGUCAGGAUUCCUAAACAAACACAAAAGCAAAAAAAAUUCUGGCAGCCAGUCUGCCAAGGUCACAGAAAUCCCCAUGCAGCACAACCUGACCCCAGGGCUGCAGUUAGCGCAGAAUGCUAUGGCACGAUUGCUGACAUGAGUGAGAUGCUGUCAGCGCAUAAUAUCUCUGCUCUGAAAUCAGCACUGGUUGCUGAUUUGCUACCAGGCCAAGGUCAAGCUGUGCUUUCCAUGUUACGGGUGCCACAUAGUACUUGUUCUGCUCUUGUAAGAAAUCAGUUCUUUAGUGUGGCAGCACCUGCGCUUUGGAACUCCCUGCCUAUUGACAUUAGGCAGACACCUUCAUUGUACUCUUUUUGGCACCUGCUAAAAAUAUUAUUGUUUAGGCAAGCCUACCCAGGAAUGUAGAAGCUAUUGUGUUUUUAAUCUGUUUUGAACUCAUUGUUGGUUUUAUUAUUUUGAAUGUUUUUAAAUACGUCUUUAACUGUUUUUGCCAAUAAUUGUAUUGUUUUAAU
This is a messenger RNA of Rhineura floridana, 10636 nucleotides long. RefSeq names its product potassium voltage-gated channel subfamily C member 1-like. Gene Ontology annotation, cellular component: dendrite membrane; axon; neuronal cell body membrane. Bases 699 to 1976 code for a protein of 425 amino acids. Gene Ontology annotation, biological process: potassium ion transmembrane transport; protein homooligomerization. Gene Ontology annotation, molecular function: protein binding; delayed rectifier potassium channel activity. The record is from RefSeq and is a predicted model, not a curated record. The transcript is spliced from 3 exons. Lineage: Eukaryota; Metazoa; Chordata; Lepidosauria; Squamata; Rhineuridae.